Messenger RNA from Acomys russatus (golden spiny mouse), 4113 nucleotides. It is a transcript of the gene Mospd2, whose product is annotated as motile sperm domain containing 2. NCBI's taxonomy places the organism in Eukaryota, Metazoa, Chordata, Mammalia, Rodentia, Muridae. The transcript has 15 exons. Bases 155 to 1711 code for a protein of 518 amino acids. The record is from RefSeq and is a predicted model, not a curated record.
GCACUUCCUUCUACCUUCCGGUGUCACGCGACCGCCUCCCCCUCCCUCCCGUCUUGGUCUACCUUUGGGCUGGGCUGGCUGGUGAUGAGAUACUUGGCUGCGGGCUUUAGAAGGCGCGACGGCUACAACUACGAUCAGUUCCGCGUCUGUGACCAUGGCCGAGAAUAACGCUCAGAAUAAAGCCAAGCUAGUCUCUGAGACCCGGCGAAGAUUCGAAACCGAGUAUGUGACAGAAAAGUCAGAAAAAUACGAUCCACGUGAUGUAGAAAGGCUUCAGCAAGAUGAUAACUGGCUUGAAAGUUACUUAUAUUGGAGACAUAAUGUUGUGGAUGAAACACUGAAGAUGCUUGAUGAAAGUUUUCAGUGGAGGAAAGAGUUUUCUGUCAAUGACCUUAGUGAAUCCUCUAUUCCAAGAUGGCUAUUAGAACUUGGUGGUAUUUAUCUCCACGGUUAUGACAAAGAAGGUAACAAAUUAUUCUGGAUCAGAGUGAAGUAUCAUAUAAAAGACCAGAAAACCAUAAUGGACAAAAAGAAGCUCAUUGCAUUCUGGCUAGAACGAUAUGCUAAGAGAGAAAAUGGAAAGCCUAUCACAGUGAUGUUUGACAUGUCAGAAACGGGACUCAACAGCAUAGACAUGGACUUUGUACGAUUUAUCAUCAACUGCUUUAAGGUGUAUUACCCAAAAUACCUCUCAAAAAUAGUGAUCUUUGAUAUGCCUUGGAUAAUGAAUGCUGCUUUCAAAAUUGUGAAAAGCUGGCUUGGCCCUGAAGCAGUAAGUUUGUUGAAGUUUACAAGUAAGAAUGAAAUCCAGGAGUACGUCAGUGCAGAAUACCUGCCUCCCCACAUGGGUGGCACAGAUCCUUUCAAGUAUAGCUACCCACCCCUGGUAGAUGAUGACUUCCAGACACCACUGUGUGAAAAUGGGCCGAUUGCCAGUGAGGAUGAGACCUCAAGUAAAGAAGAUAUAGAAGGUGAUGGUAAGGAAACCUUGGAAACCAUUUCUAAUGAGGAACAACCAGCUCUGUCAGAAAAGAUUAACCCAACUGAGUCUGCGUCCAAAACAGAUGAAAAUGAAAAAGUCGAUUCAAAGAUGAAAACAUUUAAAAAGCCAUUGAGUGUUUUUAAAGGGCCCUUACUCCACAUCAGCCCAGCAGAAGAAUUAUAUUUUGGAAGCAUUGAAUCUGGAGAAAAGAAAACUCUAAUAGUGUUGACAAACAUCACAAAAAAUAUAGUGGCCUUUAAGGUGAGAACUACUGCUCCAGAAAAAUACAGAGUCAAGCCAAGCAACAGCAGCUGUGAUCCUGGCGCUUCAGUUGAUAUAGUUGUUUCUCCACAUGGCGGAUUAACAGUCUCUGCCCAAGACCGGUUUCUGAUAAUGGCUGCUGAAAUGGAGCAAUCAUCUGGCACUGGGCCAGCAGAAUUGACUCAGUUCUGGAAAGAAGUUCCAAGAAGCAAAGUGAUGGAACACAGGUUAAGAUGCCAUACAGUUGAGAGCAGCAAACCAAACAGUCUCAUGCUGAAAGAUGGUGUUUCUGCCAUGUCAGAUAAAACCAGUGAAGAUCUGUACCUACAACUCAAUCGUUUACUAGACAGCAAUAGGAAACUGGAAGACCAACUGCAGCGCUCUAUCUGGUUUCAACAGCUACUGCUUGCCUUAACAAUGGUCUUGCUUGCUUUUGUUGUUUCUUUCUUUUAUUCAUUAUACAGUUAAACAAGUGAUACUUGGUCAGAAACAUAACUACUUUAGACAUUAUCUGGAAAAGGUAUAUAGACCCCACCCAAAUUUCUCCACCCAGCUUCUAUAACUACUGUACACUUGGGCUUCCUACAAGGAAAUACGCAGCACACAGGAGGGUGCCUAUAUUGAAAAUAAGUUAUUUGGAUAGAGAAAUAUGGUCAAGGUAUUGAUUAUUAGAGACUAUAGCUAGUUAGGAAACUACGUAAAGGUAUAUCCAUUGUACAAAAUAAUAGUGUCAACAUAAUUUAUUUUUUCUUUUUGAUUUGAAUGUUUUCAAAGCAAAGUUUUGCCAUGUAAAUAUACAAGCUGAGCUGAGAGGUCUAAGUAACAUGCUUUGUUGUAGCCAAAAACUAUAAUCUGCUUUUUUAAAAAUACAGAAUUACUAGCAGAGCUGAGUUAUUAGCUUUUCUAUACUAUGUAUAAAAACAUGUAUAUUAAAGAGGAAGCAUACUUAAACAGAGUAAUUUAUGUAAUCAUAACUUUGUAACUUGGAGAACUACUUCCAGAUGAUAGUCAAUAUUCUUUUGGAAUGUAAAGCUAUUUGAUGCCAAACCACCUUAGCCUUUGUUUCUCAGUGCCCCUUGUUACUCUGGGCUCUUUAGUGAAUACUCUGCUUUCGAUACACUACAGAAAGCUCCCUGUGGUUAGAUUCUCUUUGAUUUCUCUUAUCAGUGCCCAGAAAGAAAGUCUCCAAAGCAACACCUCCUUCUUGUUAAUUCUAUGCAGUUUCAUGCUGUACCCUAUGUUUGGACACUGAACCUUUUGCCUGGUUUAUUACAAGGGCCUACUACUAUCCCAUUGUUCCAUCUUCAUCUUCAUUCUAGGGCACCACAGAUUAUUCCAGAUUUACCCUCAUUUUUAAAUGAAAGGCAUUAGGUAACUUUUUUAAAGUCUUUUUUUAGGUGUUCAUUAGUAUAAUUAACCUUAGGUUCAAGAUGGCCUUGGUUAAAAUUGUUGGUGAGAAGGAAACUUUGAAAAGACUGGAGUAACCAUGUGUGCAAAUAUAAAAAGCAAAGCAUAGAGGCUUAGAGAAUGGGAAACCCCACUCCUGGUGCAUUCUCCGGUCCACUUGAUAAUCUCUCUGCCUCUGCUACACUCAUACCCACUCAUAGAUGGCUCCUAAAUCCCUACGGAGAUACACCUUGCAGAAGCUUACUUGGUGUUAUCAUUAACAUGACCAGUUUCUGUCGCUUUAGGUUCAAAUGUAUGUCUCCAUUUUAUGAAAAGAAAAGUAGUCUUCCUAGCAAAUGAAUAUUUAGCUAUGGUUGGAGAUAUUCUCAGAAGUAGAGUUGGGGGCUGUCAUCUUGAAGAAGUUGCUUCCAAAACCGAGUUUUGAGGAGUGAUUUGACAGCCCCUUAACAACUCAGCUGAGGAAAUAAAACCUUAAACGGACACUAGUGUGAUACUUGGUCUUAAUUUGGGUUUUUCUGUUUCAGUUUGCCACCUCCAGAUGUGAAACAGACUGCAGUCCACCCUAAGUACUGUGCACAGUACCUAUGUCUGUAUGUUCACAGUUACUUCCCAAGUGGUAGAUUUGGGGCCAUAAUAUAAUCUCAUCCCAAAAUACUUGUCUAAUGCUUUUCAUUCCUCAUCAGAUAAACAAGGAAUUCAGUAGCCAAGAUGACCAAUGUAAUUGUCCAUAUAAUUGUCUUAACAGUGUCCCUUUAAUGUUUCAUAAGAAAAUCAUGAUGACACACUAAAUACGUUUCCUUGCUUGAUGUCUGGUCAAUUGAAUUUAGUAACAUACCUUGUUACCAUUUCUGUGUGGUGAUUGCGACUAAAUGGAACUGCGGAAAAUUAACAUCAUGUCAAAGAUAUCUAAACUUUUCCACUAAUCUUGAUUAAUGAUAUAGUUACAUUUUAUUUUGUUCUUUCAUUUGAUUUAUUUUAAUUGCAUUUGCAUGAUUAUUUUUGGUAUUCUGAUCAAUAAUUUCAUCUUUAAUCAUGUCAUUGCCUUUUCAUGAUCAAAUUACCAGGGAUUUUCAUUUUUAUUUUUGUUUUCAUUUGGGAAUGGAAAUUAAUACAUUUUCCAUGAAAACAUUAAUAAAAGAUCAUUAGUUUGAUCUGCAAGUAGCCUAAAAUGCAAUUUCUGGUAAACCUAGUCUCAAAUUUCAUAAAACCAUAACUUUUUAUAUCUUGCCACUAAUUUUGACUGGAUUUAAUAGCACUUUAUUGUACAAUUAUAAAAAUAUAUUCCUAGAAUUGUUGCCAGUGUAAUUUCUCUAAUGUUCUGGUGCUUUUCAUAUAUUUUCAGUAUUUUUAUUACUAUAUUGGUAUUUUCUUUGUAUAAAUUGAUCAAAAGAACAUGUUUUCUAUUUUAAUAUGUUUUAGAAAAUAAUUACAUUUAUGAAAUAAAUAUCAUCAGGAAAAAAACC